CCAGCCCUUUCUUCUGCUGAAGCUCUUGCUGGUCUGCACAGGGGGACCACUGCAUUGCCACUGACACAAAGGAAUACCAAGCACACACCAUGAGCACCACCAAGUCUUCAUACAAGAGGAUCUUUGGGGGGAACCCCAGAUCUAGCUCUUCCGGAGGUCGCUAUGUCACCUCCAGCAGCAGGUACAACUUGGGCAGUGCCUACCGCCCUGCAUACAGCAGUGGCGGUGGUCUCACCAGCAGAGUGGUCUACACAACUUCAUCUGCCCCUUCCAUCAGCAAGUCUUCCUCUGUCAGGCUGAGGAGCAGCCUCCCUCCAGCCAGGAUGUCCGACAGCGUAGACUUCUCCCUGGCAGAUGCCAUCAACUUGGAGUUCAAAGCCAACAGGACCAAUGAGAAGGCCGAGAUGCAGGAGCUCAAUGACAGGUUUGCCAACUUCAUCGAUAAAGUUCGAUUCCUGGAGCAACAGAAUAAGAUCCUUUUGGCGGAAUUGGAUCAGCUGAAAGGAAAGGGGACCUCCAGGGUGGGAGACCUGUAUGAAGAAGAAAUGAGGGACCUCAGGAGGCAAGUGGACCUUCUGACCAACGAGAAAUCCAGGGUGGAGGUGGACAGAGACAACCUGGCAGAUGAUCUGCAGAGACUCAGAGAAAAGUUGCAAGACGAAAUCAUUCAGAAGGAAGACGCUGAGAGCAACCUGCAGUCAUUCCGACAGGAUGUUGACAAUGCCUCUCUGGCCCGUAUCGACCUGGAGCGCAAACUGGAAUCUCUGCAAGAAGAAAUUAUUUUCCUGAAGAAGUUACAUGAAGAGGAAAUCCGUGAACUUCAAGCACAAAUCCAGGAACAACACGUCCAGGUUGACAUGGACGUCGUCAAACCAGAUCUCACAUCAGCGCUGCGAGAUGUCCGUCAGCAGUAUGAGAAUGUGGCCUCUAAGAAUCUGCAGGAUGCCGAAGAAUGGUACAAAUCCAAGUUUGCUGACCUGUCCGAAGCUGCUAAUCGCAACAAUGAUGCCUUGCGUCAAGCUAAGCAGGAAACGAAUGAUUACCGCAGACAGAUCCAGGCCCUGACCUGUGAGGUGGAUGCAGUGAAAGGAUCUAAUGAGUCUUAUGAACGCCAAAUGCGUGAAAUGGAAGAGAACUUCGCCCUUGAAGCUGCUAACUACCAAGACACUAUUAACCGCCUGCAAGACGAGAUUCAGAACAUGAAGGAGGAGAUGGCUCGUCACCUGCGCGAGUACCAGGAUCUGCUGAACGUGAAGAUGAUGCUUGAUAUCGAAAUUGCAACCUACAGAAAACUGUUGGAAGGAGAGGAGAGCAGAAUUUCCAUUCCUGUACAUUCCUUCUCUAACAUGAGCUUGAGAGAAACUAACCUGGACUCUCACCCAGUAUCAGAUUCCCACUCCAAAAGAACACUUCUGAUCAAGACUGUGGAGACCAGGGAUGGUCAGGUCAUCAAUGAAAGUUCCCAGGAGCACGAUGACUAUCAGGACUGAGGCCUGAACCUGUCCCUGAGAAGUUCCUGACCAGCGACGUAACAAUGUCCCCUGUGUUUCAACUUUGAAGAAAACCAGCUUUUCAAGUGCCUUUUGCUGUUACUUCAGGGGCGGGAGGAUAGACUUCUUACAAAAGAGGAGGUAGGCAACCUGUAGCUCUCCAGUUAUGGCCUGCUGGGGCUUGUAGUUCCUCCAACAGCUGGAGAACCAUAGGUUGCCUAGACCCGCUGUAGAGGGCGAUUAGUUAUUGGGGUUUUGCAGAGUGAAGUCUUACUUUGGGGUUUACUUCAGUCUAGUUUACAAAAAAAAGGAAAAAACACUUCAUAGCAAUAUCUUGUGCCGCCAUACUGUUUUUACAAUUUCCAAGAAAAGCUUUUUACCUCCAGAAAACCUGUCAGUGCUUUAAAUAAACCUUUA
Molecule: messenger RNA, 1907 nt
Organism: Bufo bufo (common toad)
Lineage: Eukaryota; Metazoa; Chordata; Amphibia; Anura; Bufonidae
Product: vimentin-1/2
Exons: 9
Coding region: 90-1490 (466 amino acids)
Biological process (GO): intermediate filament organization
Cellular component (GO): intermediate filament; plasma membrane; axon
Molecular function (GO): structural constituent of cytoskeleton
Source: RefSeq, a predicted model, not a curated record